Tupaia belangeri chinensis (Chinese tree shrew) is the source of this 3242-nucleotide messenger RNA. It is a transcript of the gene DSG3, whose product is annotated as desmoglein 3. Gene Ontology annotation, molecular function: calcium ion binding. Gene Ontology annotation, biological process: homophilic cell-cell adhesion. NCBI's taxonomy places the organism in Eukaryota, Metazoa, Chordata, Mammalia, Scandentia, Tupaiidae. Gene Ontology annotation, cellular component: desmosome; plasma membrane. The record is from RefSeq and is a predicted model, not a curated record.
UGAAAGGCUCUUCACAGACCUGCGGACUGCUUGGAAGGACAGAAGCCGAAGUUCGCUGGGAUUUGUUCACGAGGGAAAGCAGAGGCAAUGUCUUGGCUCUUUCCCAGAGCCACAGGGGCUCUGGCCAUUUUCAUGGUGGUCAUAUUGGUUCAUGGAGAACUGCGAAUAGAGACAAGAGGACAACAUGAAGAAGAUGUGACAGCAGUGCAACACACCAAAAGAAGGUACAAACGUGAAUGGGUGAAAUUUGCAAAACCCUGAGACAACUCAAAGAGAAACCCAAUUGCCAAGAUUACUUCUGAUUUCCAGGCUACCCAGAAAAUUACUUACCGAAUUUCUGGGGUAGGAAUUGAUCAGCCUCCUUUUGGAAUCUUUGUUGUUGACCGAAACACUGGAGAUAUUAACAUAACAGCCAUAGUGGAUCGAGAGGAAACGCCAAGUUUCCUGAUCACAUGUCGGGCUUUAAAUUUCCUAGGACAAGAUGUAGAAAAACCACUUAUAUUAACAGUCAAAAUUUUAGAUGUGAAUGAUAAUGCUCCAGUAUUUUCACAAAGCAUAUUUAUGGGUGAAAUUGAAGAAAACAGUGCUUCAAACACACUGGUGAUAAUACUAAAUGCCACAGACGCAGAUGAACCAAACCAUCUAAAUUCUAAAAUCGCCUUCAAAAUUGUCUCCCAGGAACCUGCAGGCACACCUAUGUUCCUCCUAAGCAGAAACACUGGGGAAGUCCGUACUUUGACCAAUUCUCUUGAUCGAGAGCAAGUCAGCAGCUACCGUCUUGUUGUGCGUGGUGCAGACCAAGAUGGAGAAGGAUUAUCGACACAAUGUGAAUGUAACAUUAAAAUAAAAGAUGUCAAUGAUAACUUCCCAAUGCUUAAAGAAUCUCAGUAUUCAGCACAGAUUAAAGAAAACACUUUAAAUUCUGAGUUACUUAGAUUUCAAGUAAUAGAUUGGGAUGAAGAAUACACAGAUAAUUGGCUGGCUGUGUAUUACUUUACCUCUGGGAAUGAAGGGAAUUGGUUUGAAAUAGAGACCGACCCCAGAACUAAUGAAGGCAUCCUGAAGGUGGUUAAGGCUCUAGAUUAUGAACAACUACAAAAUGUGCAAUUUAGUAUUGCUGUCAAAAACAAAGCCGAAUUUCAUCAGUCCGUAAUCUCUCGAUAUCGAGUUCAGCCAACUCCAGUAAUAAUUCAAGUGAUAAAUGUGAAAGAAGGAAUUGCAUUCUAUCCUACUUCCAAGAUAUUCACUGUACAAAAAGGCAUAAGUAGUAAAAAAUUAAUUGAUUAUAUCUUGGGAACUUAUGAAGCCAUCGAUGAAGACACUGGCAAAGCUGCUACAAAAGUCAAAUACUUCAUGGGACGUAACGAUGGUGGUUUGUUAACCAUUGAUUCAAAAACUGCUCAAAUCAAAUUUGUUAGAAAUAUUGAUCGGGAUUCUACUUUUAUAGUUAACAAAACAAUCACAGCUGAAGUUCUGGCCAUAGAUGAAACUACGGGUAAAACUUCUACAGGUACGAUAUAUGUUAAAGUACCCAAUUUUAAUGAAAAUUGUCCAGCUGUUUUCCUUGAAAAGAAAACAGCGUGUAGUCCAUCACCUUCUGUGGUCGUCUCCAUCAGAACACUGGACGGGGAUAAAUACUCUGGCCCCUACACAUUUUCACUGGAGCAACAACCUCUAAAGUUGCCAGUUAUGUGGAGUGUCACAUCACUCAACGCUACCUCAGCACUCCUGAGAGCCCAGCAGCAAUUAUCCCCUGGAGUAUACAGAAUCUCCCUCAUGUAUACGGACAGUCAGGGAAGGCAGUGUGAGACACCUGAGAGCUUGAUUCUAGACGUUUGUCAGUGUGACGACAGGGAUGCCUGCAGAGCUACUUCUGACACAAAUAGAGAUCCUACAAAGAACUAUGGAAAGCGGCCCUCGGGCAGGUUAGGGCCUAACGCCAUCGGCCUACUCAUCCUCGGCCUGCUGCUGCUUCUGUUGGCGCCCCUUCUGCUGCUCACCUGUGACUGUGGGGCAGGUCCUAUUGGUGGUGUGACAGGUGGUUUUAUCCCAGUUCCUGAUGGUUCAGAAGGAACAAUUCAUCAGUGGGGAAUUGAAGGGGCUCAACCUGAAGACAAGGAAAUCACAAAUAUUUGUGUGCCACCCAUAACAGCCAAUGGAACUGAUUUCAUGGAAAGUUCUGAAGUUUGUACAAAUACCUAUGCUGGAGGAACAGUAAUGGAAGGGGCUUCGGGAAUGGAACUGACCACUAAGGUUGGGGCUUCUAUGGGAUCUGGAGCUGCUGCAGGAUUUGCAGCAGGGACAGCCUCUGGAGCUGCUGGAGGGUUUGGAGGAGCCAAUGCAUGUGUCACCUGUUCCGCCGCGGGGCAGUCUGGUACAAUGAGAACGAGGCACUCCACCGGAGGAACCAAUAAGGACCAUGUUGAGGGGUCAAUAAGCAUGACUUUCCUGGACACCUACUUUGCUCAGAAAGCGUCUGCCUGUGCAGAGGAAGAGGAGGUCCGGGACACGAAUGACUGCCUAUUGAUCUAUGACGACGAAGGCGCGGAUAUCCCCCGUCCUCCCAUCGACUCCCUGAGUUGUUGCAGUCUUCUCCCCGAGGAUGACAUCGAUGAUCACUUCCUAGACUCCCUUGGCCCCAAAUUUAAAAAGCUUGCAGAGAUAACCCUUGGUCUUGAUGACGAAUCCAAACAAGCUCAGUCAUCCGCUAAAGACAGCGGCUCUGGGGUUGACUCCUGUGGCCUGGCCGUCAAAGUCCCACAGUCAGGGUCUGCUCAGUGCCAGACUUUGUCAGGCAGGCAAGGCGCUUCUGCUGUGCACGCUUCUGUGUGUGUGCAACCCGCCAUUCCCAUCCCUGACCCCCUGCAGCAUGGCAGCUACUUACUAACCGAGACUUACUCGACCUCUGGUUCCCUCAGGCAACCUUCCACUAUGGUGUUUGAUCCACUUCUCACCCAAAACGUAACAGUGACCGAAAGGGUCAUCUGUCCCGUUACCAAUGUUUCUAGCAAUUUAACUUGUCCAGUGGAAAUACGAGGGUCACGUACUAUGCUCUGUACAGAAGAUCCUUGUUCCCGUCUGAUAUGAUCCGAAUGAAAUAAUGCAUUUUCUGAAACUGGAUAUUUAGGCCAAAUUCUUGAAAAUACCAUAGCAAAGCUCAUCGUAUGGGAUGAAUUUGGCACUUAUUACUCAGCUUAUUUUCAUAAAAUGACCAUGAUUGUAAUUUAACUUUUCUAGUCCAU